Molecule: messenger RNA, 2311 nt
Organism: Sardina pilchardus (European sardine)
Lineage: Eukaryota; Metazoa; Chordata; Actinopteri; Clupeiformes; Clupeidae
Gene: pax4
Product: paired box 4
Exons: 8
Coding region: 540-1544 (334 amino acids)
Biological process (GO): regulation of transcription by RNA polymerase II; anatomical structure development
Molecular function (GO): DNA-binding transcription factor activity, RNA polymerase II-specific; RNA polymerase II cis-regulatory region sequence-specific DNA binding
Source: RefSeq, a predicted model, not a curated record
GCUCCUCCAGAGAGAGAGAGAGAUAGCAAGUCCACAAUGCCACGAUCAGAAAAAGAAGUCAGUCCAACCUAAUCACUGACUACUUCUGUCUGUUUAGAAAAUGUCACCAUAAGUGGCAGUGUGGUUUAUAACAGCAGGCGUAUUGUUCCUCCACAUAGUGAGGAAGAUGCUUGUGUGGCUGUAGGUAAAGAUACUAGUCUAAUCCAGUCAUCAGGAACAGGUCUGUAAAAGAUUGCAUCCAAUAUUUACUUUUCCCAUAUCUGACAAAGCGUCAGCCAGAUAAGAGCGUGCUGCCCCAGCAUAUAUCACAAAUCUCGCGCUCAGUGGCUGAAUGGAGACGCUAGUGAACUCUUAUUUUGCGUUGCGCACGGGUUCAUGGGGAGGAUUCUUCAUUGUCCGUUUCUAGGAAUUAAGUUAGCAUUUUGAGAGUUUUUCAGAACGUUUUUAAAAAGGGUGAUUUACAGUAACGUUCUUUAUGAGUACUUGUAUUUAACGAACGAGGUCAUUCACUGUAUUAAUCUUGGGUACGUGGCACAAUCAUGUGCUGCACUGACAUGGAUCCGACAAACGAAGGAAACAACUGCAUCAAUCAGCUGGGUGGCGUGUUUCUAAACGGCCGACCACUACCUGCUUACAAGCGCAAGAUGAUGAUUGAACUGGCAUCAGAGGGUGUGAGACCUUCUCAGAUCUCCCAGAUUCUAAAGGUAUCCAGUGGUUGUAUUAGCAAGAUACUCAACCGAUACAAGAAAACUGGGAUGCUCUGCCCAAAGGCUAUUGGAGGAAGUAGACCUCGGAGGCUCACACCUGAUGUAAUAUCAACAAUUAUUCAACACAAGUAUGCAAAUCCAAACAUCUUUGCUUGGGAAAUUCGCCAAAGACUUCUGGCAGCAAGAGCAUAUGAAGCUGAGAAAAUCCCAAGUGUUUCCUCCAUAAAUAGAAUUCUGAGAAAGAUGAAGACCGACACGUUUGCCUCAAAUGGCAUCUAUGCAGAAAUUGUGAAUGCUGUACCAGGUCAGGGGAGUGGGGUAUCUGGGACAGAGCAGUUGGCUGUUCUCCAGACAUCUAACCAUCAUCCAAGCAGUACCCCACAACGGAAUAGAACCAAUUUCAGCCCUGAACAGACAGAGACUCUCGAACAAGAAUUCCAUCAAAAUCACUAUCCUGAUAUGUUAGCUUGUGAAAGACUAGCGGUACAAAUCAGUGUACCAGAGGACAUUGUAAAGGUGUGGUUCUCAAAUAGAAGAGCCAAAUUGAGACGGGAAAGUCAGACCAAACAAAACAACUGUACAUCCCAUGGAUCUGCAUCACAACAUGAUGACAAGACAACUCAAUCCCAGACUCACCACCACCAUAACAGAUUGUCUUCUCAUAUAGACAGUAAAUAUUUCCAGUUUCAUCCUUCUGAAAUACCUACUUUCUCAUUGACUCACAACUAUCCAGAGAGUAGUACCAUAUUGUGUUGGGCCCACUGUCAAUCUUUUCAGCCAACAUUUUCAUUAGGGCAUCCUCAAAAUGAACAGACUCCCUUUGGCUCAUUUCAUUAAUGGCCAUCAGCGUAGGCCUACAUGCCUGCCUGUAAACGUGUUAUGAUAAAGGGAAAAAAGGCUGUGACCUAUCUGUAUGUGUCAACUCAGAUUGAUUUUACAUUUGGCUUGAAGUCUGACCUUGUGGUGAUUAUCAUUAUAUUAUCCUCAUAAAAAAUGUGCUAAUUCAUGACAUGUAUUAAAAGGGGCUGAAUAUAGCCUGGGAAUGCCCAUGCUGCCUUGGUCGCUUGUACAGAACUGCUCGGCAGCCUGGAGACCAAGGCCGAAAUCUUCGCAUGGAUUUGGGGACUAUAUUAUAUCAUUAAAAAAAUCUGAAAAGUAAUCAAAAAGUAAUUAGUUACGUUACUCAGAUAAAGUAAUUCAAAUAGUUACACUACUAUUACACUUUAAACAGGGUAACUUGUAACUGUAACACAUUACAUUUCUAAAGUAACCUUCCCAACACUGGUCAGGUCUAAACAGGGGGACAUGGCAUUCAGGCAUUAUGCAUUAAGAUCACAGAUUCUGUUGGAACAAAUUACCAAGAGAAAUGAAAUCUGCCCUAACUGUAACCUCUUUUAAAAAGAAACUAAAACUCCAUUUAUUUUCUAUUAGCUUUUAAUUAAUCUUGUUUUAUUCACAUUUUAUUCCUGUAUUCCUGUUUUAGUUACAUGUUUUUACUUUUUAAUGUGUUUUAUAAAAUGCAUUCUAUUUAAUUUAGCGCUUUGAAUGACCACUGUGUAUGAUACUGUGCUAUACAAAUAAAUUUGACUUUGCCUUUGACUGUA